Molecule: messenger RNA, 1863 nt
Organism: Lathyrus sativus (Indian pea)
Lineage: Eukaryota; Viridiplantae; Streptophyta; Magnoliopsida; Fabales; Fabaceae
Source: the annotation of a GenBank genome assembly
AUGUGGGCUCUUCGUCGAGCUUCGUUACCGGCGCUUAGGAAGAGAGGUUUUAAUGUAAGGUUUUCCUGUGUGAAUUUAACUUCAAGUACUUGGGUUGAAAAUGAAUCUGGAAUUGAUGAUUCUCGUCGAAUAAUUAAUGGUGAUGGCGGAUUUUCGUUGCGGAAUAGAUGUUAUCAUUCUGGAGAGGGUUCUCUGAAAUUUACUACUGGUAGACGUGAGCUUUCGUCGGAAGCCGGUGCGAGUAGCACCAAAGAUGAGGAAGAUGAUUUGGAGGAGGGGUUUUCGGAGUUGGAGACGUCUGCGGGUGAUGAAAGUGAAAAACUGUCGGGUUCUGAUACAGAACUGUCUGAUGAGAGUGAUGAAGUGGAUAUUGAGGAACCACACAAUGAGCUGGACUUACCAUUAUCGCAUGACGAGGAUGUUAUUUUGAUGGAGAAGAAGUCUAGCCGGAGAAAGGCUGAGUCGGAACUCUUCAAGGCGAUUAUGGAGGCUCCGGGUUUGUCUAUUCAUAAGGCUCUGGAUAAGUGGGUUGAAGAGGGGAAAGAAAUGAGCAGAGAGGAGAUAUCGCUGGCUAUGGUUAAUCUUCGGAAGCGGAAGAUGUAUGGGAGAGCUUUGCAGCUCUCAGAGUGGGUUGAGUCGAAAAAUCAUCUUCAAUUUGUUGAAAAGGAUUAUGCUUCCCGACUUGAUUUAAUUGCCAAAUUGCAUGGCCUUUAUAAGGCAGAAGUUUACAUCCAGAGUAUUCCAGAAUCUUCUAGAGGGGAGACAAUAUACCGAACUUUAUUAGCUAACUGUGUUAUUCAGAACAAUUUGAAGAAAGGAGAGGAAAUUUUUAAUAAAAUGAAGGAAUUAGAGUUUCCUCUUACAGCAUUUGCAUGCAAUCAGUUGCUAAUUCUGUAUAAGAGGAAUGACAGAAAGAAAAUAGCUGAUGUUUUAUUGCUGAUGGAACACGAGAAGGUCAAACCUUCUCCUCUGACUUUCAAAAUCCUAAUAGACGCAAAAGGCCAGUCCAACGAUAUUGCUGGAAUGGAACAGAUUGUUGAUAAAAUGAAGGCUGAGGGUAUUGAACCAGACAUUCAAACAAAUGCAGUUUUGGUAGGGCAUUACAUAUCAGCUGCGCUUGUUGAUAAAGCUAAAACUAUAUUGAAGGAGAUAGAAGGUGAAAACUUGAAAGAAAAUCGAUGGGCAUGUCGAAUUUUGCUUAAUCUCUAUGCAGACUUGGGAAUGGCCGAUGAAGUGGAAAGAGUUUGGAAGGUCUGCGAGACGCGCCCUUGGAUUGAGGAGUGUUUGUCUGCAAUUGAAGCCUGGGGGAAGUUGAAGAAAAUUGAUGAAGCAGAGUCAGUUUUUGAGAUGAUGUCAAAAAGAUGGAAGCUUACAUCUAAGAAUUGCUCAGUACUACUGAAGGUUUACGCAAAGCACAACAUGCUAGUGAAGGGCAAGGAUCUUGUUAAGCGAAUGGCAGAUAAUGGAUGUCUAAUAGGUCCGUUGACUUGGGAUGCAUUAGUGAAACUUUAUGUUCAAGCAGGGGAAGUGGAGAAGGCAGAUAGUAUUCUGCAGAAGGCAAUCCAACAGAGUAAGAUGAAGCCGUUGUUUUCUUCCUAUAUCGCUAUUCUGGAGCAGUAUUCUAAGAGAGGCGACAUCCAUAAUUCGGAAAAGAUUUUCUAUAGAAUGAAACUAGCUGGUUAUGCAUCUCGAAUUAGGCAGUACCAUGUUCUUAUAGAGGCCUACAUAAAUGCCAAAGUUCCAGCUUAUGGAAUUAGGGACAGGUUGAAGGCUGAUAAUAUAUAUUCCAACAAAACUUUGUCUCACAUGUUGACUCAAGUUGAUGGUUUUAGAAAGAGUCCAGUUUCCGAGUUGCUUGAUUGA